UUUUAAUUAUGCCGAAGGGACAUACAUAAUAGAGAAAUAAGGCAUUUAAAGGGGAAUCAAAACGUAGAGCAAAGUAGAAGAGUGAAGGCAAAUUAAAAAAGAAAAUAAAGAAGUAAGAGAUCAAAAAAGGAAUGGGAAAGGAUAAUUAAUAAGAAAUUCAGAUAGAAAAGAAAGAGAAGAAUCAAGAAUAGAAAGUGAAAGUUGUAAAAGGAGUCAAUACUAAGAUCAUAGCCAUGUUUCCAAUGAAUUAAUAAGCUAAUAUAGCAGGAGUGAAGUAUUAGAUGUGAUAAUUAAAAGAUUUCGAUUAAUGUAGCAUUUGAAUAUAUAAUCAAUACCAAUAAGUUCAUAUAGUACUUAAGAAUGCUUUUUGAAUGUUGAUGCCAAUGGAAAAUUAAUUAAAUAACCAUUAAGAUUUAUAUUUUUGGAUAGAAAUCCUGAAUAGAUUCUAGACGCAUGUAAAGUAGCGGAUAUCAUAUGUCCAGUGUUAUCAUGUAGGGAUUGUAAUACUAAUACAAUAAGUUUGGAUCCUCAUAAUAAUGCUAAUGCAUUUGAUGAAUAAGGCUAUAAAUUGCUUAGUAAUUUAAGAUCAUAAGGAUUGGUCUAAUAAGUAUGUUACAUCUAGGAUUUGGAUGAAAUAUCUAUGAACAAAAGGAAUAUAGUUAAGAAAUUGUUCACAAGAUAUUUUGAGAGUGAGUUUCCUGGAGCACAUAUAGUUGAUGAUUUUUCAACGUUUAUGAGAAGUGUUGUUGUUUUACAUGAGUAAGCAAUUGAAUGGCGAGAUGUACGUGGAUAUAUGUUACCCGAUGAUUUAUGUUAUAUAAAUGGGGAGUUAAGUAUAACAGGUACAUGGAGAGGGUAAAAAGGAUUAAGUGCAGAUUAAUUAGUACAUAUAACAGGAGUUGAUGAUUUUUCAAUAGCUCGGAUUGAAUUACUAGGAAUGAUAGAGUAAGUUUAUGAAUCAACCUGUCCAGAAUCAUUAGAUCCUAUAUGUAGAGAUAAAUAACAUGAUAUAGGAGAUUGUGAUGAUCUUUUAAAAGAUAUUGCUGGAAUGUAAUUAUAAGAAGAGGAAGAAUAAAUGAUUGAAUAAGAAAGUGAUGUUAGUUAUGAGGAUCUUGAUAAAGAGUUUGAGGAUGAGGCUCAAAAGAAGCGAGAAUAAUAUGAGAUUUAACAUAGAGAUGCUGAAGACUUAGAUUAUGAAGAUGAAGUUGAAUAUGGAGUGGAGGUUAAGUUGAGAGAAAGAUAUGAUAAAUAUUAAGGAUUAAAAAACAUAAGGACAAGUGAAUUUGAUCCUCUGACAUUUUUACCAGAUGAGGCUGAGAAAAUAUAUAAUUUCCGAUUUUUGAAAAAGAUUAAGUAAGACGUAUUGUAAGAAAUGAAAGAGAAAGAAUAAAUCUAACCUGGAUAGAGAAUAAAGAUUACUUUAAGGAAUGUACCUGAAUUGAUAGUAUAGAGACUUACUUAACCAAAUAAGAUUUAUGUGAUAUCUGGAUUACUGAAACAUGAAAGAAAGAUGACAUAAAUGCAUGUAAGAUUUCAUAGACAUUAAAUGCAUAAUAAUGUAUUGAAAUCAAAACAUUAAGUAUUUGUGUAAAUUGGAUUUAGAAGAGCUCAUAUAAAUCCAAUAUAUUCUCGUAUUCUUAAUGUAUUUAAUUUAAUAUAAUAUAUAGAAUUGUAAUAAAACAAAAUAUGUUAAGGAAAUAAAAGAUGAUUAAUUUUAUUUGGCUUCCUUUUACUUUUAUAAUUCAUUUCCAUAAUAACCUGUAAUAUUUUGGUAAAAUGACUUUGAUUUCAGAAACAGUGAAAUUAUGGGAGUCGGAGAUAUUCAAAGAUGUGAUACUUUUUAAGUAAUCCUUAAGAGAAUUGUACUUACUGGAUAUCCUGUUAAAAUUAAUAAACGAAAAGCAGUUAUUAGAAUGAUGUUUUUCAAUCCAGAUGAUAUUAAAUUCUUCAAACCUAUCGAACUCUCUACCAAAUUGGGAUUAAGAGUAUUUAAUUUAUUAAUUUAUAGGGUAACAUCUUAGAACCAUUAGGAACGCAUGGACUAAUGAAAUGUAUGUUCAACAACUUUGUUAAGCCUAAUGAUGUGGUCAGUCUCUAAUUGUAUAAGAGAGUACAUCCUAAAUUUGUGAAUAUUUAAAUAUGAAAUAUUUAUAAUGUGUG
Messenger RNA from Paramecium sonneborni, 2160 nucleotides. The record is from the annotation of a GenBank genome assembly. NCBI's taxonomy places the organism in Eukaryota, Ciliophora, Oligohymenophorea, Peniculida, Parameciidae.